This is a messenger RNA of Leguminivora glycinivorella, 921 nucleotides long. RefSeq names its product collagenase-like. Gene Ontology annotation, biological process: proteolysis. Bases 16 to 879 code for a protein of 287 amino acids. The record is from RefSeq and is a predicted model, not a curated record. The transcript has 5 exons. Gene Ontology annotation, molecular function: serine-type endopeptidase activity. Lineage: Eukaryota; Metazoa; Arthropoda; Insecta; Lepidoptera; Tortricidae.
UGAAAUCAAUUCAACAUGAAACUUCUGGUAGCCCUGGCGUUGGUGGGUCUGGUCCAAUCGGCUCCGACCGAGGACGUGGUAUCCCCAAUAGUGGUGGACUACCAUGAACAAGUUGGGAUCCCACUGGCCAAGAGGCUAAAGGCUGCUGAAAAUGCUGUGGACUUCGAUGGCGCAAGAAUAGCGGGAGGCACGCCUGCCAACCUGGGUGACCACCCCUACUUUGUCGGACUCGUGAUCUCGCUAGAAAGUUUUGAAGUCUCCGCUUGCGGGUCGACGCUCAUCUCCAACACUCGCGCGGUGACCGCCGCUCACUGCAAACGAUCUUCCUCAAACGCGGCCUUCGAAUUCGAAAUGGUCUUUGGCUCCGUGUUCCUCUUCGAGGGCGGUAACAGGGUAGUCAUCAACCAUGAGGAUGUGGAGAUGCACGAGGACUAUAAUUAUUACACCUAUGUUUACGAUGUCGCUAUAAUGAAAUUUGAUUGGAUCUCGUACACUGAUGUGAUCCGACCUAUUGAACUGUAUUCCGGCAGCGAACUCCUCGUCGGCAACUGGGCCCAGGCUUGUGGCUUCGGAAUGACUAGCCAGACCACACCCAUCACCACCAGUCAGUUCCUGUCCCACACGACCUUGCAAAUCAUCACCAACGAAGAAUGCCGCGCCGCGUACCCCGGAGCCACCGCCAUCCAAGAGUUCACCCUCUGCGUCGCCACUGGACCUACAGGAGCCACGUGCCCUGGAGAUUCAGGCGGACCUCUAGUCCUUAACAAUCAGCUGAUCGGUAUCACGUCUUUCGCGCACGUCAGCGGCUGCGAGAUGGGAAUCCCGGGCGGUUUCUCGCGAGUCAGCUACUACGUGCCUUGGUUCGCGGCUCGUAUGUAAACUUGUAAACACGGACGGAUAACGGUUUAUUUAUGUAAAUAA